AUGUCUACGACCGGUCAGAUUAUUCGAUGCAAAGCUGCCGUGGCAUGGGAAGCCGGAAAACCACUGGUUAUGGAGGAAGUAGAGGUUGCUCCGCCGCAAAAACAUGAAGUUCGUAUCAAGAUCCUCUUCACUUCUCUUUGUCACACCGAUGUUUACUUCUGGGAAGCAAAGGGACAAACACCGUUGUUUCCUCGUAUCUUCGGUCAUGAAGCUGGAGGGAUUGUGGAGAGUAUUGGAGAAGGUGUGACAGAUCUUGCACCAGGAGAUCAUGUGUUACCGAUAUUCACCGGAGAAUGUGGUGAUUGUCCUCAUUGUCACUCUGAGGAAUCAAACAUGUGUGAUCUUCUCAGGAUCAACACCGAACGCGGAGGGAUGAUACACGACGGUGAAUCGAGGUUCUCUAUCAAUGGGAAACCGAUUCAUCAUUUCGUUGGGACAUCAACGUUUAGUGAAUACACUGUGGUUCACUCUGGUCAGGUUGCUAAGAUCAAUCCUGAUGCUCCUCUUGAUAAAGUCUGCAUUGUUAGUUGUGGUAUAUCUACUGGGUUAGGAGCUACUUUGAAUGUUGCUAAACCGAAAAAGGGACAAAGCGUUGCGAUUUUCGGUCUCGGUGCUGUUGGUUUAGCCGCUGCUGAAGGUGCUAGAAUCGCUGGUGCUUCUAGAAUCAUUGGUGUUGAUCUCAACUCGAAGAGAUUCGAUGAAGCUAAGAAAUUCGGUGUGACCGAGUUUGUGAACCCGAAAGACCAUGACAAACCUGUUCAACAGGUGAUUGCUGAGAUGACGGAUGGUGGGGUUGACCGGAGUGUGGAGUGUACCGGAAGCGUUCAGGCCAUGAUUCAAGCAUUUGAAUGCGUUCACGAUGGUUGGGGUGUUGCGGUGCUUGUCGGUGUGCCAAGCAAAGACGAUGCCUUCAAGACUCAUCCGAUGAAUUUCCUGAAUGAGAGGACUCUCAAAGGUACUUUCUUUGGGAACUACAAACCCAAAACUGACAUUCCCGGGGUUGUCGAAAAGUACAUGAACAAGGAGCUGGAGCUUGAGAAAUUCAUCACUCACACAGUGCCAUUCUCGGAGAUCAACAAGGCCUUUGAUUACAUGUUGAAGGGGGAGAGUAUCCGUUGCAUCAUCACCAUGGGUGCUUGA
Messenger RNA from Arabis nemorensis, 1140 nucleotides. The record is from the annotation of a GenBank genome assembly. Lineage: Eukaryota; Viridiplantae; Streptophyta; Magnoliopsida; Brassicales; Brassicaceae.